AAAUUAUUAUUUCUACCUGAUCUUCGUCGGCUUCCAGUUACCCCUGCUGAAGCUAGCCCCAAUAUAUCAAGUUUAGACGUCCAAGAACACCGCGCCAAAGGUUCCGGCGACAAUAGCUUGGGGGAUAUGUCCGAUUCCGGAUCCAAAGUUGUUUCAAUUAGCAGGCCGCAGUCCGGGGACAGUGAAGUCGAGGAAAAUGAUCGGUCUAUUUAUUUAGCUCCUAGGCGGCAACUUUCUGAGUGGGUCUUCUUUUAUUUGAGUAGAGAAGAAAGUGAGGUAAAUGCUGUGAUGGACUGCAUGACUGCCACUCUUAAGACCUUAGCUGUUCGUGAUGUCAUCAUCAAUCCCAAGUCUGAACUUAAUGCAAGUCCUCAACAAGCCAAUGCAAAUUAUUUUGCAUCAGAUAUUCUGCAAGAAGAGGUUGGAUCAAGUGAACCUCGAAUUAUCCUGAUAAAAAAUAAAGAAAAGGUGAUAAGCAACUCGGACCCUGGGCGUUGUACAUUCCCAGACGUAUGGCCGGCAUCGUCAGUGAGUCUCGCCAUUCUUAGCACCACACAACAACUCGUCAAAGAGACAUGCAAAGCCGAUCCUUUGACUAAACGUGUGCUAAACAGUUGUGGUAUCUCCACUUCUGCCCUGGGCUAUUCACAUUUCCUAUAUCCUCCUAUCACACCGUCACUGUUACAAUUUUUCCGUGCUUAUUUAGAGAUAGUUGCUACUCUCUGUGCCAUUUUGAGCGGCAUUCAUGAAAACCCUCCACACCUCACGCUGGCGUUCUUACCUCCCCCCCUUCUUUCUUGUGCGGGAAAUGUUAAUCAGAGUCUGCCAUAUUGUUAA
This is a messenger RNA of Protopolystoma xenopodis, 837 nucleotides long. Lineage: Eukaryota; Metazoa; Platyhelminthes; Monogenea; Polystomatidea; Polystomatidae. The record is from the annotation of a GenBank genome assembly.